Polistes dominula (European paper wasp) is the source of this 4092-nucleotide messenger RNA. Its product is annotated as vascular endothelial growth factor receptor 1. The record is from RefSeq and is a predicted model, not a curated record. Gene Ontology annotation, molecular function: transmembrane receptor protein tyrosine kinase activity; ATP binding. Gene Ontology annotation, biological process: protein phosphorylation; cell surface receptor protein tyrosine kinase signaling pathway; multicellular organism development. Gene Ontology annotation, cellular component: signaling receptor complex; plasma membrane. NCBI's taxonomy places the organism in Eukaryota, Metazoa, Arthropoda, Insecta, Hymenoptera, Vespidae.
AAGGAAGAAAUCAAAGUUAGAAAAAGGUGUUACCAAGAAAAAGAAAAAUGUUCAUUCUUAUUCUAAUCAGCUGUGCUCUCUUCAGUGGAGUGUCAUGUCAAGACAGACCUACCAUUAUAAGUCCAGAAGGAAAGGAAUUGAUUAAAAAUGCUGGUGAACCUAUACAAUUUUCUUGCACAGGUUCUAAAAAAAUUUUUUUUUACUAUCCAACGAAUUACGGAUCCGACGAGGAAGUAUCGAAAAAGGUUAUAUCAUCGAAAAUAGAAGUAAGCGAAAAUAAUACAAAUUUUGGAAGUACAUACAAUUUUUCUCGACGUAAAUCCGUACCUGGUGAUACGGGUUGGUAUGGUUGUUCUUAUCACAAACGAACGAUCACUCGAGAGGAUUAUUAUGAUCCCGAAUUUAGUUGGGUCUACGUUUACGUGGAUUCACCUAACAGUUCGUUUGUCGAAAAUGUGGUCGAAACUAUAGAAGGAGUAACCGGUAAUAUGGUUGUGAUACCAUGUCGACCAACUUUGCCAAAUUUGCAAGUUACUUUGUACGAUCAAUUGGAUAUGGUUAUCGAUGAUGAAUUAAAUAUUUCAUACGAUCCUAAAUUUGGAUUUGAAAUGUACGAUCUUAGCUUGCGUAACAAUGGACCUUAUACAUGUUCAAUUACGAGAAAUGAUAAAACGUACAACGUCACUUAUCAUUUGGAUGUUUUUAGUAAACCAACAUUAUUAAUCACAAAUGUGGAAUCGUAUUAUUUGCCUGGUGAAAUUUUUGAUAUUCAUUGUAACGUAGAGGCUUAUCCAGAACCAGAAAUUUAUUGGACUUUUCUACAAUGUCCUAAUUAUCCUACCCUGGUUAAUUCCAGUCUCAUCAAAUUAAAUUCAGGUAUGAAAAUUGAAAUGUCUGGUUUCAUUAGUUGUACAGCUUGUAAUUCUGAGGGAUGUGAUUCAACUACCAGUAAUGUUACGGUGUCUGAUGGUGUCAAAGGAUUUGGUAUAAUAGAACCUAAGGGACCAAUUGUUGAAAGUGAUGACAUCGAAAUCAUUUGUGCUGCAUCUAUUUAUAAUUAUACUAAUAAUAAUUUAUGGAUGUAUAAUAACGGYACGGCUAUAUCUGACAAUGAGAGAAUCAAAAUUAUUUAUACGAACACUUCGUUCACUCAUCGUGCAAUAUUGCAAAUAAAAAAUGUUCAACUUAAUGAUUCGAUGACUUAUCAUUGUAAUGUAGACACCAAAUAUAAAUCAUCCUUUUUUAAGUACAAAAUGGUGGUUCACAAACAAAAAGAACCUUCAUUUACAAAUAUGAAUUUAAAUGAUACUGAUUUGGUCAUCGAUUUCGGUAAAGAAAAUCACAAACUUAUUAUUUUGAAGUGCUAUGUAGAUGGUAUGCCUAAACCACAAGUUACAUGGUAUAAGGAUAACGUGAGAUUAAAAAACAGUGAACAAUACGAAUGUAAGAGAGAUAAUCAAGAACUUUACAUAAAUUUUUUUUUUAAAUACGACAGUGGAAAAUAUUCUUGUAGAGCUGAAAAUCGUGUAGGAAAAAUAGAAGCUUAUCAAAAUAUAUUGAUAAUAGGAAAAGAAUGGUAUCAUUCUACUAAAAAAUUAAUAAUUUUAAUCGUUGUACUGACAAUCUUACUGAUCGGCUUGAUAUUGUACCUUACAAUUAAAGUUCGUCGUGAAAAGAAAAUGAGGAAGGAAUUAUUGGAAACUGGUCUAAUGCAUUUCGAGGAAGGUGCUUUGGAAUUUUUAAAUCCGGAAUUGACAGUAAAUGACCAAGCAGAACUACUUCCUUACGAUAAGAAAUGGGAAUUUCCAAGAGAAAGGUUGAAACUUGGAGAACAAUUGGGUAGUGGAGAAUUCGGGGUUGUUAUAAAAGCAGAAGCUAUAGGAAUUAAUGCUGGUGAAAAUGUAACAACGGUUGCAGUUAAAAUGGUACGACGUACGACAGAUCCAAUUUAUAUUCGUGCACUAGUAAGUGAAUUAAAGAUUAUGGWACAUCUUGGUAAACAUUUGAACGUCGUCAAUCUUUUAGGUGCUUGCACGAAAAAUAUUUCAAAACGUGAAUUAUUGGUCAUCGUUGAGUACUGUCGAUUUGGUAAUUUACAUAAUUUCUUAUUGAGACACAGAAUAGAUUUUAUCAAUCAAAUUGAUCCUUCCACUGGUAAAUUUGAUCCUACAAUUGGUAUUGAUCUUCUCACGAGAACUGCCAGUAUAAGCAGUAAUAAUAGGAUAAAAUAUGCGGCAUUGUCUUUUACUCGCAGUACUAGUGUAAAUUCCGGCACCGAGAUGAUUCACUAUUAUGUUCCUAAUACAACGGACUCUCAAGGUACAUGUAUGUCACCUAAUGGAGGUUGUACACUUAGCAAUAAUUCUCCACAACCUGGUUGUAGAUCCAAUUAUCGUGGUGAUUAUGAGGAUCAUAAUUUGAAACCAAUUUGUACUCAAGAUCUUUUGUCUUGGGCAUUUCAAGUGGCUCGUGGUAUGGAAUAUCUUAGUCAGAGAAACGUAUUGCACGGUGAUUUAGCUGCAAGAAACAUAUUACUCGCUGAAAAUAACAUAGUUAAAAUUUGUGACUUUGGUUUGGCUAAAACAAUGUACAAAGAUGGUAAUUACCAGAAGAAAGGUGAUGGACCAUUGCCCAUAAAAUGGAUGGCGAUCGAAUCGAUAAGAGAUAGAGUGUUUUCUACGCAAUCGGAUAUAUGGUCUUUUGGAAUUGUCCUUUGGGAAUUCUUCACAUUGGCUGAAACUCCUUAUCCAGGUUUGGAAGCUGAGAUACAGUAUCAGAAACUGAUAGAAGGUUAUAGAAUGGAAAAACCAGCUUAUGCUACUCCAGAUGUAUACAAAAUAAUGUUGCAAUGUUGGAAAGAAAAACCAACUUUGCGUCCAGGUUUCACAGAAUUGGUGGAAAGCAUUGGUAAUUUGUUAGAGGAAAGUGUAAAAACGCAUUACAUAACUCUGAACACACCUUACAUGGACAUGAACACGAUGAUUUUGGAUGGUAAAAACGAUUAUUUAACGAUGAUGUCAGCACCAGAUCAUACAACUCUAUCAGUGCCAUCUGGUGAUUAUGUGAAUUCACCUAUUUCGGAAAAUCCACCAGAUUCGACAUAUUUAUGUAUGAGUCCAACAAAUACUGGUGACGAGUCGGACAUAUUUAGUCCUAGACCGGAUGCAGAAAAAUCGCAUUUUGAAUUUCCUUCGGUGACGUCUGAUAACGAGGAUGCAAUUGAAUUAUCACCAAUGUUAAAUAACGUAGAUGAUCCGUAUUUAAAACCAAUAAAUGUGCACGAAAGAAGAGCAGAAUUUGCACGUAAACGACAAAUUGCAAAUGUUAAACCGACCGAACGAAUAAAUAGCAUAGAUUCUGGUUAUUGUAAUGCACCACGAAAUCUUAAUUUGUUAGAUAUAAAUGAAAAAUUGACGAUAGUAAAUGAAGUUGAAAAGAAUGAAAAAGAAAAGGAAAAGGGGAUCAAAGAAGAAGAAAAAAAUUGUCAGGAUCAGACGGAUUCUAUUCCAAAAAAAAAAGAAUACACACCGUCCAUUAUAAGAACUCAAGACAAUUAUGUGAACAUGCCUAAACAGAAGAAUGAUUUMAAAACAAAUACACCUGAUUGCUUUAGCAAUCCCAGUUACAUCAUGAUGGGAAAAGAAUUAAAUCAUACGUUGGUGUGACUUAUUUUGAUUSAUCUYGUUGUUUGAAGAGAUUUAUUAAAAGUGGAACAAGUUCAAAAAGACAAUCGAAACUYGUGAAGAGGUUUUUUUGAAGAAACUCGAUUWUGAUAAUGCAAAAAGUUUUAUCGUAAUCGAUUUGUUACUUACAUCGUUUGAUGAAGAUUUCAUCAACAAAAAAUUUCYAWYGAGAAUUAGGUGUUUCCAAAUAAAUGACUAUAUUUUUUGAAAAAACAUUUUUAAACAUAGAAUUUAGGUAUUAGGUUUUAGACAAUCAUCUCGUUUGUCAUUUGUCAUUAAUAUCUCUUUCUCGCGAAUAUAGUCUCUUCGUUUAAACGAUAAGUACAAAAAUUCGAUGUUCCUCAGGUACGUCUCACGGAAUUUUCUUUUCUUUUUUUGUUAUUUUAAUAUAAUUUAUAAAAUGAUAAAA